UGCAACCCAUCGGAGAUCUAUCUCUGCAUCGCCGCCGGCGCCGUUGCUCUUGUCGCCGCCGUCCCCGUCGCCGGCUGCGCCAUGCUCCGCCUCCGCGAGUGCGUCGUUUCCCGUCUACUCUCUUCACCCUCCACCUCCAGCUCUGCCAUCUUCCCACUCCGCCACCUCCUCUCCGCAGCCGCAGCCCCCAUUUCCCCCGGAUUCGCCGUGGAGGAGUACCUCGUCGCCACCUGCGGCCUCACCCGACCCCAAGCCCUCAAGGCCUUCAAGAAGCUCUCCCACCUCAAGUCCCCCGCCAAACCUAACGCCGUCCUCGCCUUCUUCUCCGGCCUCGGCCUCUCCGGCGCCGAUGCCGCCGCCGUCGUCACCAAAGAUCCGCUGUUCCUCCGCACCAAGGUGGACAAAACCUUGGCCCCUAAGGUCGUCGGGCUCACUGGCCUAGGUCUCUCGAGUCCUGACAUCGCCUGCCUCGUCUCCCUCACCCCCGACUGCUUCCGCUCCAGAAACAUCGUCUCCAAGCUGCACUACUACCUGCCCCUCUUCGGCUCCUUCCACAACUUCCUCCGGCUGCUCAAGCGCUCACCCCGCCUUCUGUCAUGGGACCUCAACAAGGUGGUCAAGCCCAAUGUUGUGUUCCUGAGGGAGUGCGGGCUAGGUGAUUGUGAUAUUGCCAAACUGUGUAUCCAUGCGCCGAGGAUGCUCAGCACCAACCCGGAGCGCGUCCGGGUGAUGGUGGCAUGCGUGGAAGGUAUAGGCGUGCCCCGUGGCUCUGGGAUGUUCAGACAAGCGCUAUGCGCUGUCACAUUCCAAAGCGAGGAGAAGAUUGCCGCCAAAAUGGAGUACUUGAAGACCACGUUCAGGUGGUCUGAUGCCGAAGUGAGCAUGGCUGUGCGCAAGUAUCCGGGUGUGCUGAGGAAGUCAAAGGAAUCUCUGAAGCACAGGUCCGAGUUCUUCUUCUCUGAGGUGGGGCUGGAACCAGCGUACAUUGCUUAUCGUCCUGCGUUGCUCUCUUAUAGCAUGGAGGGCCGAAACAGACCCAGGUACUAUGUUAUCAAGUUCCUUAAGGCAAAUGGAUUGUUAGAUCAGUACCGGGACUACUAUAGCAUAGUCAUGCUGAGUGAGAAGGUAUUUGUGGAGAAGUUCAUAUGCCCUCACAAGGAAGCUGCACCGCACCUCGCUGAAGACUAUGCAACAACUUGCAAAGGGGAGGUGCCAACUAAUUUCAGAUUUACUUGAACCAAAAGUGGGCUAAGGAAAUUGGUAACGGCGUAUGGCGCAAGAAAUUUUUCACUCUGUGUAGUAAGCUGGUUGUUCCUGUUUUGGUGUAGUCUUGCUGAAUACUAAAAGAGUUUGGUGCAGACCUGUCCAUCUCUUUGGUUGCUAUGAGGUUAUGUUGUGCCACAACUGUCUAUGUUUACAUAGCUUCUAACUUCCAGCUACAAAGAUUGAAGUGCCCACAGUUGCAAAAGAAAAGACUCCACAUCCGGUACUCAGCUUAUUUCUUACAGUUAGUUCUGCUUUAGUUACAUUCCAUUGCAGUUAAUAACUUAAUAUUGUAUCUUCAGUUCAUUCUAUUUUAAGUUAUAUUUUUUCAAGACUAAAACUAUGAAUUUCGACCAUCAUGUGUUAUAUGAAAUUAAAAUGGAAAAUUAUGAAAGAAUGUUGCAAGGGAAAUUUAAUGAGUGAUUGCAUGCUCCAUCAGUAGGAGCAGCG
This is a messenger RNA of Triticum dicoccoides, 1713 nucleotides long. RefSeq lists its product as uncharacterized. The record is from RefSeq and is a predicted model, not a curated record. The transcript has a single exon. Gene Ontology annotation, molecular function: double-stranded DNA binding. Gene Ontology annotation, biological process: regulation of DNA-templated transcription. Lineage: Eukaryota; Viridiplantae; Streptophyta; Magnoliopsida; Poales; Poaceae. The coding region runs from base 82 to 1236 and encodes 384 amino acids.